GCCUGGCCGGAGCUCCGGUGCCGCCGUGGCCCGUCGGUUCUCCCAGUGCAGCCGCCGCCAUGGGGAUCCUGGAGAAGAUCUCCGAGAUCGAGAAGGAGAUUGCUCGGACGCAGAAGAACAAGGCCACCGAGUAUCACCUGGGCCUGCUGAAAGCAAAACUCGCCAAGUAUCGGGCCCAGCUCCUGGAACCGUCCAAGUCAGCCUCAUCCAAAGGAGAGGGCUUCGAUGUCAUGAAGUCAGGAGACGCCCGCGUGGCACUGAUUGGAUUCCCCUCUGUGGGUAAGUCCACCUUCUUGAGUCUGAUGACCUCCACAGCCAGUGAAGCUGCGUCCUAUGAAUUCACGACCCUGACGUGUAUCCCUGGGGUCAUUGAAUACAAAGGAGCCAACAUCCAGCUCCUGGACCUUCCUGGAAUCAUUGAAGGCGCAGCGCAAGGGAAAGGCCGUGGCCGGCAGGUGAUUGCUGUGGCGCGCACAGCUGACGUUGUCAUCAUGAUGCUGGACGCCACUAAGGGAGAGGUGCAGAGGUCUCUGCUGGAGAAGGAGCUGGAGUCGGUAGGCAUCCGCCUCAACAAGCACAAGCCCAACAUCUACUUCAAGCCCAAGAAGGGUGGUGGCAUCUCCUUUAACUCAACAGUCACGCUGACCCAGUGCUCGGAAAAGCUGGUGCAGCUGAUCCUGCAUGAAUACAAGAUCUUCAAUGCGGAAGUGCUCUUCCGAGAAGACUGCUCCCCAGAUGAGUUCAUCGAUGUGAUCGUGGGCAACCGCGUGUACAUGCCCUGCUUGUAUGUUUAUAACAAAAUUGACCAGAUCUCAAUGGAAGAAGUGGACCGUCUGGCCCGGAAACCCAACAGUGUGGUCAUCAGCUGUGGCAUGAAGCUGAACCUCGACUACUUGCUCGAGAUGCUUUGGGAGUAUUUGGCCCUGACCUGCAUCUACACCAAGAAGAGAGGACAGAGGCCAGACUUCACAGACGCCAUCAUCCUCCGGAAAGGGGCCUCCGUGGAGCACGUGUGCCACCGCAUCCACCGGUCGCUGGCCAGCCAGUUCAAGUACGCGCUGGUGUGGGGCACCAGCACCAAGUACAGCCCGCAGCGGGUGGGCCUGACCCACACCAUGGAGCAUGAGGACGUCAUCCAGAUCGUCAAGAAGUAGUGGCUCCUGCCAGGCUCCCACCCGCCUUGUCUCCCUGGGGAGUCGGAACCAGUGGGACACACCAAAGCCCAAACAGGAAAAAUACAAAUACACCCCAGGAGAAUCUCUUAAGUCUCUGCUGUUUCCAGAAGUUUCUUCACUAGGCAGAUGAUGAAGAAUAUGUUGGGGCAGAGGGAAGGAUGAAGUUGGGGGAUUUGGGUGGGGGGCAUUUCCCAUGAGACCAGCUCCUCAGAUGGGGGUUCUGAGUAUGGAACCCUGGGCCUGGGCCCCCCCCAACCCCCGGCCCCCUUCAGGCCCUAAGGGAGCAAGUUGUCCACCAGACCCCCAGCCAGGGCCUAACGCAGAUGGCUUGCUUUGGUGCUGGGGUGGGGUGCCUGGCCUGCCUGGGUCCCUGGAGGCAGAAGUUACUGUGGGGGCCCCUUAGCCCCUGCCAGCUUCUCUGGCACUCAGGGAGGGGCUUCCCCAGGACAAAACCCC
Molecule: messenger RNA, 1631 nt
Organism: Diceros bicornis minor
Lineage: Eukaryota; Metazoa; Chordata; Mammalia; Perissodactyla; Rhinocerotidae
Gene: DRG2
Product: developmentally regulated GTP binding protein 2
Exons: 13
Coding region: 60-1154 (364 amino acids)
Biological process (GO): cytoplasmic translation
Cellular component (GO): cytoplasm
Molecular function (GO): GTPase activity; GTP binding
Source: RefSeq, a predicted model, not a curated record